UUCACUUCUCCUCAGGAAGGUCAAAAGAAAGAAAUCUACUUCUACUUGGGAAGUUAAAAGAAAAGAAAUUCACUUUUACUUGGGAAGGUCAAAGGAAAGAAAUUCACUUUUAUUCAGGAAGCUUGAAGAAAAGAAAUUCACUGUUGCUUGGGAAGCUAAAGGAAAAGAAAUUCACUGUUCUGCCUCCAUGCUUAACUAAAUGAACUGGAAGGAACCAUAGCACGAAGGACAGAUUGGAGACUGUAUUUGGUGAAACAAAAUAUUUUAUUAAUAGACAGAAUUGAUCUCUUUUCCUCUUGUUGCCACUAUGAAGUCUCUUGUGAGGAAAGAAAUCUUUAAGUCUAUGCAGUUCUGGCUAGAUAUUGCCACAGAGUAUAAAGUCUUGUUAUGACUGGAUUCUUUGUAUCUUUAAGAUGACUUCAAUGCAAUGUUGACAUGGCUUUCUCUAUUGCUGUAGUCUAUGGUUUUUUUAAUCUAAUUUGAAUACAGUUCCAACGUGACGUGCAUUUCUGUGAUCCUUUUUGCUUCCUACACUUCCUUCAGUGCCUCACCAACUGACAAAAUCUAACUGACCAAAAAUAACUGCCAUUUCAGGCUGGCAGGAGCCAAGGCUAAGCUCCGCCCUUUUAGAAUCUUAAAGAGACUGGGUAGCUGGUGAUAUUCUGCCUCCUCGUGGCAUAACAGAUACUGUGUCCCCCUCUAUUCCUGAUUAUUUCCUCUUUUUUCCUACUAUCAUUCAUUGAUGUUACAUUUCCAUUUCUUACUCUCAGUCAUGCCAUCUUUGGCUUUACCCUUGUUCAUUUUAACUUACAUUUAAUGAUUAGUUAAUCAUUUGUCUAGUACCUAAAUGCAACAAAACAAAGAAAGGUUGCAUAAUCAUUUAAAUUUCAAUACAAAUAAAGCAAUAUGUGUUUGAAACUGUGUUUGAAUAAGGUUCUGUUUCUGUGUUUUGUGGCUCUCAGAUCCAUCUUGCCAGUCAGCUGUUAUUCACAGAAGUCUUGGUCCCAACAUGCAUUUCUUGAUUGUCUUUAUCAUCUUCAGUAUUUUUCUACAAUAUCAAGCACAGGCUAUAUUAAUUCGGUUGCAGAUUUCAUAUUCUGAAAGAGAUGCUUUGUGACUAAUGAUUUAAUUCUCUUUAUAGGUUCUUUAGUCAAAAUUAUCAGCACAUCCUGGCUUUGACAUUUGCUGUGCAGGAGAUCAAGGCAAAUCCCCACAUCUUACCUAAUAUCACCCUGGGCAUCCAUGUCUUCAACAACUAUUUCAUGGCAAGGUGGAUUUAUCUAGCUUCGAUGGAACUUCUUUCCACCCAUGGCAGAUUCAUCCCAAAUUACAAGUGUGAUGACAAGGACAACACCAUUUCUGUUAUCGUGGGUCCUAACCCCCAGUUCUGUCAGUACGUGGCAAGCAUUUUGAACCUUUACAAGGUCCCACAGAUCAUAUAUGGAUCUGCUCUUGUGAUGAAUAAUAAUGCCCAAGCUGCUUCACUCCACCAGAUGUUCCCCAAUGAGUACCAUCAGAAUGAGGGCAUUCUCCAUUUACUCUUGAAUUUUAAGUGGACUUGGGUUGGAGUGGUUUAUAUAGGUAAAUACAGUGGUGAAAAAUUUGUACAUGACAUACUUCCCAUGUUCCAUCAGAAAGGUAUCUGCUUUGAUUUUAUAAAAGAAUUACCUCGAGAGUCUUUCUCCACUAACAUUGAGAAUCUCGUGUUGAAGUAUUAUGAAAUACAUGGGAUUAUUGCAAGAAGCACUGCCAACGUUGUCAUCUUAUAUUGUGAGAAUGAAUGCAUAGUGGUUUGAGAAUGGUCUUCCAUGGUGCAGAAUUUGAUGAGGUGCCAUCCAUGAAACUAACACAUUGUUGGGAAACAGAAAAAUAAUCUCCCCUUCCUGCUGCUUCUAGAUCUGGGCACAAUGUGCUGAAAACCAUCAGCACAUUGUGUGAUGGAUUGUGUGCAGCUUGAGAAUAUGGUCAGACAGGACCCAUGAUGCCCACUACUGUAUGUUCAAUUUUGUGCAAAUGCAGUGGGCCACAAGAUGUUUUGGGCAUUCUGACUUUCCAUUUCUUACUUGAGAAGAACAUAUAAGUAUUUACUUGCAAGUAGAAAGGAUGAUUUAACAAUUAAACAGUUUUUAAUAACGCAAAUAUUCCCUGUAAAAUGUUAAAGUUGGAUUCAAGUAUCUCAUGUCUCGAUUGAGGUCAGUGUAUUGAAGGCACCUGGUCUGGAAUAACCCUAAAGAUUUGUUUCAGCAUAAAGUCAAUAGCAGUCCUAACUACAAUGAAAUAACUGAAACAACAAGAACUUCCUUAGUAAACAACAGUGUUAUUUACUCUUGUUGGGACUAGCAAUUCUUUCCUUCAAGAGAUGAGCCCAGAGAACUCCCAAAUGAAUCCCAUGGAAAUGAAUGAUACAAAGAUUAACAAUUACAAACAUAAUUCUCAGCUAUUUUAGAGAGACAAUUCUAAGUAUUACUUCGUAUGGAUUCAAUGCCAUAUGCUUUCUUUUGAAAUAACAUGGAGAAUUAAUAACAAUGCAUCUUUACCUGCCCUGCAAUUAUCAAAAUAACCAUGAUUGAUUCUGCGCAUUCUCAAAUCCCUGAGGAAGUCUAACAAACAUGGCAAAAGAAUGGCAAAGAAUGCUAUUAAUAGUCUCCAUGUUGUUAAGAGCUGGGUUAGAGAUUAGCAGACAUCCCUUAGUCUGAUCCUGUACAUGAAUGCAUAGCGUACUUGCCAGGCUGUCAUUACCUGUAACAUUUUAAUAGCCAUGUUGGAAGCGUGCAUUCAUGUCUAGUGCAUUUUAGUACAAGAUGGUACCAUUCAUAGCCCUGGUGUUAGUGGCACUGUCUAAACCGGUGAGCCUUACUUCUGUUGCUAAAUGUGUCAUUGGUAGGCCACUUCCCAUUAAGUACAAGUAUUAUCAUUCUGGAGAUCUCCUCGUUGGUGGGAUUAUUUCUCAGCUCUACAUGUUCUCCGACCUGAUAACAUUCAAAAGACAUCCCUCUGAAGAACUGGUUGAUGAUAUCGUCUAUUUCAUGGCAAGCUGGACCUAUCUUGCAUCAAUGGAGCUUCUCUCUACACAUGGUAGAUUCAUCCCUAACUACAAGUGUGACUACCAGGACAAGGCAGUAUCUGUCAUUGCAGGACCUAGCUCUCAUAUUUGUCAGUUUAUGGCAACAAUUAUUUCCAUUUACAAGAUUCCACAGUUUAUAUAUGGUUCUUCUCCAGUGUUGAACGACAACAUGCAAGCGGCUUUUUUUCAACACAUGUUUCCAAAUGAGGACAAGCAAACUAUGGGCAUUCUCCAGUUGCUCUUACAUUUCAGCUGGACCUGGAUUGGUCUAUUUUAUCUAAGUAAUGAGAGCGGAGAGAGUUUUAUACAGAGCAUAGUACCCAUGUUUACUCAUGAAGGUAUCUGUUUUGAUUUCAUAGAGGCACUGCCCAAAGAAAAGUUUUCCACGAAUGCUGAUGAAAUGCUAACUGAGUGGUUUCAAACAUAUAAUAUUAUAACGGAGAGCACUGCUAAUGUUAUCCUCUUACAUGGACAAAAUCAGAUCAUGGUAUUUUUAAGAGCACUUCCUUUGCUUUCAGAAUUUUACGACAUUUCAGUAUUGAGAAAUGGGACAAUCUGGAUUUUGACAGCCGAGAUGGAAUUUGCAUCCCUUCCCUUUCAAAGAAUUUGGAACAUAGACUUCCUCCAUGGUGCAAUAUCUUUUGCAGUUCCCUCAAAGGAGGUGUCAGGAUUCCGGGAAUUUAUCCAGACAAGAAAUCCUCUUUCUGAAAAAGGAGAUGGCUUCAUUAGGAUCUUUUGGGAACUGGUAUUUGAAUGUUCUUUCCCUAAAACUGUAUUAAAUCAGGAAGAUGGUAAGACCUGCAGUGGGGAGGAGAGACUGGAAACCCUUCCUGGGUCUGUUUUUGAAAUGAGCAUGACAGGCCAGAGCUACAGUGUCUACAAUGCUGUCUAUGCCGUGGCACAUGCGUUGCAAGCCAUGGUUUCAUCCAAACUGAAACACAGAGGAAUGGCAGAUGGAGGGAAAAGAGUGCUUCUGGAUUUACAAUCAUGGCAGCUCCACCACUUCCUAAGAAGUGUCUCAUUUAACAACAGUGCUAGUGAAAAGAUAUCCUUUGAUCAGAAUGGACAAAUAGAAGCUAAUUUUGACAUUAUCAGCUGGGUCACAUUCCCGAACCAGUCAUUUCUUCAAGUCAAAGUUGGCAAAGUAGACCCCAAGGCUCCCCGAGAUACGAUGCUAAGCAUUUCUGCAGGUGACAUCACCUGGCCCAACAUGGUUAAUCAGGAAUGGCCUCUUUCUUUGUGUAGUGACAAUUGCCAUGCAGGUUACAGUAAGAUAAAAGUGGAAGGGAAGUCAUUUUGCUGCUAUGAUUGUCUUCCAUGCCCAGAAGGGAAGAUUUCAAACCAGACUGACAUGGAUGACUGCAUACCAUGUCCAGAGGAUCAGCAUCCCAGCCAUGGUCAGGACUCAUGCAUUCCUAAAGCCAUAAGCUUCUUAUCUUUUGAAGAACCUUUGGGGAUUAGUUUGGCCACCAUUGCAGCCUCCUUCUCUUUCAUCACUGCUUUGGUGCUUGGGAUCUUCAUUAAGCACAGAACUACUCCCAUCGUCAGAGCCAACAACUCAAACCUGACUUUUACUCUGCUUACUAGUCUCCUCCUUUCAUUCCUUUGCGCUUUUCUGUUCAUUGGCCAACCCAGCAAGAUAUCAUGUCUUUUUCAACAAGUUGCUUUUGCCUUAAUGUUUUCUUUGGCAGUUGCGUGUAUACUGUCCAAAACAACCAUUGUUAUUCUAGCUUUCAUGGCGACUAAGCCAGAAUCUCGGACAAGGAAAUGGAUGGGAAAACAAUUUUCCACCUCCAUUGUUCUUUCUUGCGUCCUCGUCCAAGCUGCCAUUUGCAUUCUAUGGCUGGCCACCUCUCCCCCAUUCCCAGAUUUUAACACACAAUCCAUGCCUGAAGAAAUUGUGCUAGAAUGCAAUGAAGGCUCAUCUGUGAUGUUCUACAGUGUCCUGGGCUUUAUGGGCUCGCUAGCCCUCAUCAGCUUCACUGUGGCUUUCUUAGCCAGAAAGUUGCCCGACAGCUAUAAUGAAGCCAAAUUCAUCACCUUCAGCAUGUUGGUUUUUUGCAGUGUUUGGUUGUCUUUUGUUCCAACGUAUUUAAGCAUCAAGGGGAAAUACAUGGUUGCUGUGGAGAUCUUCUCCAUCUUAGCUUCUGGAGGAAGUCUACUAUUCUGCAUCUUUUCCCCUAAAUGCUUUAUUAUUAUCUUAAGGCCAGAGCUGAACAAGAGGGGGCAGUUGAUGAGACGAAGAAAUUAACAAAUACAACACCAUAUAGCCCUCUUUCACAUAGGUUUCAAAUAUGUCCCACUGUAACCAAUGUGAUUUUACUCAGUGAUGACCAAUUCCUUGGAAAUAUUUGAUGUAACUGAAAGAAUAAAUACGUGAAUCAAUAAAAUGUCAUCUUAAGCUGUCUGAUACUAAUUGCAAAGCUUAGUGUUUCCUUGGUCUGUAUCAGACUUUGAUCAUAUUUUCCUACAAUUUUGUGUAUGUUUCUGCAUUUUAAAAUGAUUUGUGCUAUGCAAUGUGCAUGUGUUUUCAGUUACAUAUGGCAGUGCCAUACAAAAAUAAAAUGACUGUGUUAUCAACA
Messenger RNA from Anolis carolinensis (green anole), 5646 nucleotides. Its product is annotated as vomeronasal type-2 receptor 26. The record is from RefSeq and is a predicted model, not a curated record. Gene Ontology annotation, biological process: G protein-coupled receptor signaling pathway. NCBI's taxonomy places the organism in Eukaryota, Metazoa, Chordata, Lepidosauria, Squamata, Anolidae. Bases 2802 to 5315 code for a protein of 837 amino acids. Gene Ontology annotation, cellular component: plasma membrane. Gene Ontology annotation, molecular function: G protein-coupled receptor activity. The transcript is spliced from 7 exons.